GCCGGUUGAGUAAGCAAUACGUCUUUUCUCUCGAACCUCUGUCUGCGUCUGUGUUUUCCUUUCCCAGUACCUUUUCUUUCUUUCGAACCUUGUCGUCCAACGCGUUCUGUCUGCUCCUUCUUUACAACUGCAAAGGAUUGCUUUUCUGCGUCGUGUCUCCCGUCUCGGUCUCCCGCUCUUCUUCGAGGCGGGUCUGUUCACCUCUCAUCGACUGUGUUUUCUCUCUCUCUCUCUCUGCGUUUCCUCUCUCUCCUCGCGGCUCUGAUCUCCCUUUAUUUCUUGUUGAUCCUUCGUCUCUUCUCCGUACCUCCACCGGGAACUCGGAGCUCCGUGAGGACGCCGCUGCCGUUUUCUUUGUUUUCUUUUCUCUGUCUCUUGGCGUCCUUUUUCUGCGCCUUUUCGUUCCUUGCCAUGGCCCUCCACGACCGCAUUUGAAAUGGAGGACGAUCCCCCGAACUCGACAGUCUUCGCUCUGCCCUCUCUCCCCCUCUCCUCCAGCUCCCCGCUCUCCGCCUCGGUCUCCAGCAGGUGGAAAACGCUUCCCUUGCUCGCGCUCCUCUCUCUUUUUUCGUCUGUUCCUCUGUCCGCUGGCGCGCUCUCUCUGCCUCCUCAGCUGGCUACACACCUCGCGCGACUUCUCCCUCUCCGAAACGGCUUCUCGGCAAGCGCGCUGUCUCCGACAUCUUGUCGCGCUUCAUCAUCGCCUAUGCACUAUGCCUUCUCGAGCGUCGGAACCGAAGCAGGGAGUCGCACAGAGGAGAAGCGAGAAGAGGAGAGCGAAGGCAUGAAUCUCUCUGCCUCACUCUCAGAUGUCGUCGUCUCUCCCUCGCUUCGAGAAUUCAACAUCCUGCUGUCCUCUCUUCCCUCCCUCUCUCCCCUCGCGGACUCGCACGAGUCCUUCUCCUCUUCACCCCUUCGCGGUUCCGUUUCAGCGUCUUCUUCACCGGCCUCUUCUUGCCCCUCUGUAUCUUCCUCUUCGUCUUCCUCGUCGCCUCCGUGUAUCUCCUCUUCUCGGUCUCGGGGAGUCUCUUCCUCUCAAGCUGUUCUGUGUUCUUCCUCGCCGUCUCCCCGCCCUGUCCUCGGCAAGCAGACCGGCUCUCCGCGGGUAUACAGACACCUCCCGCGGGUCGUCGACGGCGGAUCGCUGCUACGGACGAGCAGUCGUUCUUCGGACUCCCUUCCUGCGCUCCGAUUUUCUUCUCUCCCUCAAAGCAGCUCCGCAGAGACGAGGAGCGACAGCGAGAAGGAAAGGCGUUUCGCAGCGAAAGCAGGAACACAGGCUUCCUCGCUCAGACAACUGGCUGGGAGGAAGAGAGCCGAGGCCGAAGCGACGCCGAACGCGGUCAGGCCUUUGUCUUUGGAGAAUGAAGCUGACAUUCAAGUUGUUCUCUCCUCUCGCGCGGUCGAGCGUCUCCUCGCUGCGCCCGUGGAAAUCGGAGAGCAGGGAGACUGUUCGCCGGCCUCAGUUGCCUUGCUCUACGGAGUCGUCGACAGAGACAGAGACGCCGAGAAGGAGAGAAACGGAGUCCGAGGCAACGACGGAGACACGACGCGAGACGCGCAGCAUUCAGAAGCGACAGACGAACUGAAGAGAGCGUAUCGGAUCUACGUCGAGGAAGUGAUGGUCUUCACUCCGAGCCGACGGAGCGGAGACGGAGGCCUGAGCCGGCGAGAGAAAGAGGAAGGCAUUCAGAAUUUUCUCCUUGGAGCGUCUCCGCUUCGAGCAGCUGCUGAUCGAGCGGCGCGUCACCUUGGACUUCAGUUGGUCGGCUGGGCGUCUCUGCGACCGCCGCAUCUCCUCGAGAGCGGAGACAAGCGGUGUGCGUUCGAAACUCAGCGAAGGCCGCAGCCGGCGGGAGUGGGGACUGUGGGGCCUCGGAGACACUUUCAAAGGACCGCCCAGAAGGGCAGAGAGGAGCGGACCGGGCAAGAACAAGACGCGGCCGAAGAGGCUGAACAGAGGCGACGCGUGACUCCAGCAGAAGUUCUUCUCUCUCUUCACUUGCACCAUCAUCGAGAGCAGCUGCGCAGCGAAGACCCUGUCCCUCCCUGUUCGCUGUCUUCUGCUUCUUCUUUCUCGUCUUCUGCUUCUUCUUUCUCGUCUUCUGCUUCUUCGCUCUCGUCUUCCCUCCCUCUGGUGGGCCUGAUCGUUCACCGAAGCCUCCCGAGCGCGGCCUCGGCUCCAGAAGCGGGCAGAGUCGAGAUGGAGGCUGUGGCGGUGACUGCACACGGCCUUGACGUUUGGCGCGCGCCGGUCCUCCCUUCGCUGGAGGAGGCGUUCGCGCUCUCGAGAGCUCGCGCCCGUGAAGGAACAGGCGAAGGGGAAGACGCAGGAAGGCCGGGAGACGCGGGCGGCUGCGUCGCGGCGCGACAGGCCAACUCGACGGAGCCGAGGCGGUCGGAACCGCGCGCGCGCUCCGCGACGGGGGCGCUGCGGAGAGGUCGAGAACUCAAAGACUUCUUAUCCGUUUCGCAAAAGACAAAGGAGGAUGAACGCGCCGCAGGGAUGGUGCCCCUACGUCAGCCGGUGGAGAUCGACGGCGCGCUCUACCACACUCUGCCUACCGAGUUCUUCCAUAGGUAUCUCCCCGUCGUCGCCGAGGAAGAGGAAGAACGAAGCAGAGCGCAGGCAGCAGGUGAAGAGGAAGAAGACUGGACCGAAGAGGUCUUUCACUUCUCCCGCAUCGAAGGCGAACCGGAGACGCAUGUCAAUUUUCAGCGUCGCAGGCGACGUAGCCGAGACACCCCACAGGCGUCGGGAAGCGCGUCGCCUUCCUUCGCUGAACUGACGGAUCUCCUCGGCAAAGAAGGACUUCCUCCCGGACAACUUCUCCAGCGUCUGCGGCGUUUUGACCUCCUGACGCAAGUCGCGGAACUUCUCCGCAACAAGUGAGCUGAGUUGCCCUGGUGCUUCGCUAUCUCUCCCUUCUUUUCGCGGCUGCGUAGCUACCGUUUAAGCCUUUGUAUUCAACGUAGAGCCUCUUCCUUGGACCACGGACUGUCUCUCGCAUUUGAACGAGUGCAGCGCUCUCGCGUCCAUGGAUUUUAUUUUGGAACAAUCUGCGAUUGUUUCGAGACUUCGCUGUCGCGUCGGCGUCUCAGGGCCGGUCGGUGUCUCCUGUUCGUUUCGCAUGCGCCCUUCAGCGAACAAGAUUUUCGGCUAGUCGUCGAAGCCGUUCGAUCCAGGGAAGCUUUCAGAAACAGCGGCGACGAUGCAGAGCGAACCCCUUUCUCUGAUGCUCGAGAAGUUCCCCUGCGAGUCGUGCGUCUGCUCAGAGCGCUCGCGUCGGCAGAAACGCCCCAUGGAGAAUCGACAAAGAAGGACUGAGAGACGCGCUUUUCUCGAACGCCGACGCCACGACCAAAGCCGAAUUUAGACAGAACAAGGCUUGUGUUUCUUUUUUUCUUGCAAAACGUCUGCUCGACUGGCAGUCUCUGCAGUGUGGAGUGGAGGGAGGUGGGCGUCAGGGUCCUGAACGCCUUCCUGCUUUUUCCUCCUGAUUCGGAGACUCCUCCGACGAAAGGCCUGCAGCCUGUGAACGUUCGUUCGUCAGCGCGCCAAGUCGAGGUUUUCACUCGAUACGCACUGAAUUCGCAUGCGAGAGUGUCGGGAGAGAAUCCUUUGCGUUGUUUCUUCGCGUUUUUGCCCGACUUGCAGGAACUCUGCUUCGAG
Molecule: messenger RNA, 3673 nt
Organism: Toxoplasma gondii ME49
Lineage: Eukaryota; Apicomplexa; Conoidasida; Eucoccidiorida; Sarcocystidae
Exons: 5
Coding region: 437-2893 (818 amino acids)
Source: RefSeq, a predicted model, not a curated record